This is a messenger RNA of Kalmanozyma brasiliensis GHG001, 765 nucleotides long. Its product is annotated as Phosphoribosyltransferase domain protein. The coding region runs from base 1 to 765 and encodes 254 amino acids. Gene Ontology annotation, molecular function: hypoxanthine phosphoribosyltransferase activity. The record is from RefSeq and is a predicted model, not a curated record. The transcript has a single exon. Gene Ontology annotation, cellular component: cytoplasm. Gene Ontology annotation, biological process: IMP salvage; XMP salvage; hypoxanthine metabolic process. Lineage: Eukaryota; Fungi; Basidiomycota; Ustilaginomycetes; Ustilaginales.
AUGUCGGCCGAGCAGCUUCCAGACGACCACUACCGUCCCACGUACGAGGAGAUUCACGUGCAGAUCGGCGAGGCUGCGCGUCGCAUCAAGACAGAAUUCGACCCGGAUCUGAUGGUGGCCAUUGGCGGUGGAGGCUUCUACCCCGCGCGCGUGCUGCGAACGUUCCUCAAGAAGCCUUCGGCGCUGGACGCGAGCAAGAUGCGCAACAUCCCCAUCCAGGCCAUCGGCUUGAGUCUGUACGAGGAAGUGUCCGGCACGUCCGAGGGCCAGAUCGGUAACGAGGUGGUGCGCACGCAGUGGCUCGACGCCAAGACUGUUUCGGGCCACAAGGGGCCAGGCAAGAUCGAGGAGGGCAAGGACGCCGGAGGUCUGCUCGGCAAGAACGUGCUCAUCGUAGACGAGGUGGAUGAUUCGAGGACCACAUUGCAGUACGCCUACUCGGAACUUCUGAAAGAUGUCAAGAACGCCAUUGCCAACCUUUCGGCGGAAGAGCGUCAGAACCUCGCCCCCACCCGCUUCGCCAUCUUUGUGGUGCACAACAAGGAGAAGGAGGGCGGAAAGCGCGGUACCCUGCCCAUCCUCCCCAAGGAUCUGCCAAAGGGUCAGGAUAAGAUUGUCGAAGGACUCAGCGAGGGUGUGCGAUACUACUCGACGCAGGACAUUGGCGACGUGUGGAUCUGCUACCCGUGGGAGGAGGAGGACAUCAUCGAGCACAACCGCCUCGCUGCCCUGGCCAAGAAGUUGGGUGUCAACCAGGCUGUCUAA